AUGGCCCUGGGUGGGUUAGGUUGCCAUCAUGCGAUUCGGAGGAACGCAGGAGGAAAGCCGCCUCCGGCAGUGGGUGUUGGAUGAUCGAGCCAACACCGUUUCCUACUCCCGAGGGAGGAAAUCUCACUCAGAUUGUCUUGCUUCCAAAUUUCCCAUUGAAUCAAACGGCGACCGAUUUCAUUUCAAAUCCGACGUCGUUCAAUGAAAACGAGAACUGGGCGGCGGCGAUCAUGUGAGAGGGAGGGUUUAUGGAUCCAUACCGGAAGACGAAGACGGAGAGCCCGCCGCCACCGCAGAUUGGGUCAACGGGCGUCGAGGCGCUGGCUCGUCGGGCCUCCCUUCACCACCUUCCAUCGCUUUCGAAUCGCGAAGAUCGGGGACGGCGCGCCAUGGUGCGGGGAGACGGAGGAGGUUCCUCCCUGAGCACCACCGCCGUCUCCGGCGAAACGAGUCGCCGGCGGCGGCCAGGAAUCCUCCGGCAUCCAACGAUUCGCAGCCACGCGUGCCGGCGGGGGCUGCCGGCGGCAGCGGCGGCCUUCGAGAUCUCGACGGAUCUGGCUCUUCUGAAAGGGAAGCUUGUCUUUCGGAAACUGUUUCGGCUGCUAGAUUUCCUGCCGCGUGGAGGGCGAAAGAGCGGCCACGUUGCAGAAAAGGAAAUUAUCUAAAACUAUCCAGCACCGACGAGUCUCAUGCUUUCCACGUGCUCUUGAUAACUUUCGCUCUCCACCUGGUCAGAAAUUCUCUCUCUCCGAUAUUUUUGGUUGCGUUCCCUUAGAGAGAGAGAGAGAGAGAGAGAGAAUAAUAGCUUUUGGUGAUAUAGAAGAUAAACUAAAGAUGCAAAGGGAUGAUAAAAAUAAUGUCAGUUUAUGGGGAGGUAAAAGCAAAUAAUCUUAUCCAAAUGGUAAAUUUUUGGCCUCGUUCCCCUCGAGAGAGAGAACAAAACGUACCUUUCAGUGUCAGCAGGUAAGGAUGGGAGCUGGGCCCGGGCGCCAGCUCCUAUCAUGAGCAGAGGGAGGGCGAUCGGCAGCCUAGUUGCCGAGGAGAGCAGAGCAAGUCCAUGUGGUGGAGGAAUUCCCAUUAAACAAUUAGAAGAACGCAGGUUACGCCCUCUGAGACCGGGAGCUUGGAGUCUCACUUUCCCGGAAGCUGAUGGCUCGAAGACGGGUCGUGUGAAGAAAGAUUACCCGGAUUUGGCGUCGCUGUGGUUGAUAUCAAUGCCCUGCAUUCGACCUAGGGACGUCGUCCCGUUGACCGGUUGGAGUUCUGUAUGAUAUCUUUAAAGAAAGGGAGUGGAGAUCGUUUUUUUCUUCGCUGUGUUCCGAACUUAGGCGCUAGGAAGUAACGAAGGAAGACGAAGAUGACGGGAUCUGCUUGGGUGUUGUGCUCUUCAACCUCCCAGUGGAGUCCUGGCUUUUGGUCGCGCACGUUCACAAUGUUGCCACGCAGGUUAUUUCCUGUUUUCCAUUGCCAUCUGCUGACAGCUCUACAGUUGAUGCUCGUUUUUCGACUACUCGUGCUGAUUUCCGCCCCAUUUCAUAAUUUCCUGUUCUUGGCUGUUUGAGCUUUGGUUCCACGGGGUUCGGGAUGCGGCUCUGCUCUUUUUUCUCGUAAAAUCUUGGAUUUUUCGUAAUUCUCAUACCAUUUGUCGUGACACGAUUCCGAAGGUUUUUCAACGACAGGUGGGAAAGAGGUGAACUGAAAUGUGCAGGCAAAGGUGGCAAAGCUUGUGCUGCCUCUGUCAAUUGCAUUUUUACCAUCAAUUCCCUCUCCUGUUCACGUAAAAUGUUAUAUCUGAUGAUGUAACUUAGAGACUUCGUUUUGGCAUACGGAAACACUUACAGUUUUUUUUUUUUUUGUGAAGAAUUUAGUGUCUGAUAGAAACUCUUAAGUACCUAGAGCUUAAUCUUAUUUACGAAGGUAUAAAAGAUUGACUAUCUAAAAGGAUGUAUAUGAUUCCUAGGUGCCUCUCUAUGUGAGCUGGGUCAGACGAGCAUUCAAUCAAUUGGGCAAUUAAUUUUUGCUUAUCUCUAUUUUUUUUUUUACAGAGCGUUUCAUGUUAUUCAGCGACAAUUUUUCUCAAUUUCGGUUUUACACAAGCUUCGUUACUAAUUUUCUGCCUCUUUCAGGAAUAUUUCUUCUUUCUGUUCGGAGGGUAUGCGUUAUCCACGUCUCUGUGACCGUAAAUUGUUUACAGGUGCGGAAAAUGUUACGUAAAUUCACCUUUUUUUUGUCCGAUUGAAGUUAUGUUCUUCAAUGGAAGACUUGUACCUUUUUAGUCCUGAAAUUUGUAUCACGCUCACACCUGCAUCGGUUCAUUAUCUGCGAUAGAAAAAGCACUCAGACAUACGAAUGUUGGCGAAAUUUACAUAAAAAAUGAAAUGCUAUGUUGGGUGUUGCGUCUGGGAAUAAAUGAACUUUAACAUAAAUUUCGCAUGGUAAUGUGUGGGGCUUGUACAAAGUUUUAUUCGUAAUUGUUAGAUUUAGUCUGCACGCGGUGUAUGUAUCAUGAGUAGUUUACUUGCUUUUCAUUAUUCCUAGGGAUAAACUCAACAUAAUCUUUCAGCCGAAUUGAUUCCGUAUGAAAUAAUUUCUUUGAUCAUAGUUGUGAUCUCCGCAAGUAAUCUGCUGCUAUUUUUCUUUAUCUAAAUUGAUCUAUCUACGGGAUUACCACACACGCCCUGGCGUAUUUUAUAGCUUUGGUUGACUCAUUCUCUCUUUUUUCUGUUGUGCAUGCUUUAUAUAAUGCUAUAUUGUUUAUACAUUUAUUUAAUACUUUCAGCCAUUUUGUAUCUUCAGGAGACAGAGUGACUGAUCUUCUUUGGAUGCCAAAUAUUGUGCUAGCACGUAGAUCAAUUCUCAAGAACUCCAGGUCGUUUCGUCUGUGUGCACCUUGCUGUCUUAAUGAGGAAGGCAGACCUUGUGGGAUUAAUGAUGCGUGGAAAAAUUGUGAUGUUGUAGUUUCUUUUCAAAAUGUAAUUGUCUUUUCAGUUUUUAUUGUUUCUGACCACUUAUAUAUGUAUGAGCUGUAGUUUCAUUGCCACUAUUAUCACUGGGUAAUGAAGACAAUUACGCUAACCAAUAUUUCCAAAACGUUGUGUUUAACAACUAAAACUCAAUUUUUGUAACUUUUAUUCUACAAAAAAAUAAUGAUUGUAACAUUUAAUACGUUCCUUCAUGUCAAUGAGCUUGCAUUUUCUUUUAAAAUUUCAGCCGGAGUUCACUCGCAAUUAUUCUCAAUAUUUUGUCGUUCCUGAUUGCCUCAUUUAAUCUAUCGAUUGUUUGAAUAUAAUUUUCAACGUAACUGUAUUAUUAAUCAGUUAUAUUUACAUGUCAUUUCAUUGUUCUUGUACCUUUUCUUUUGAUAAUAAGUGGACUUUACAAAUUUAGUAGACUGGAUGUUCUCUAAUGAUUUUUCAGAGGCUCUUUGGAAUGGUUUGGUGUUCCUGUGUGCUUUAUGUUUUUACAUAAGUCUCUAGGAUCGCAUGAGAAAUCGACAACUCCAUAUUUAGACGUUACAACCCAUCUGUCCCGAUUGGCUGCAAAGGUUUUUUUUACAAACACAUUGUUAAGUUAAGAGUCAAGCUUCAUGCUGCAUGUUCUUCUGUUGCUUUCCUUCGGUGAAUUACUUCAGCAAGGAUCAAAGACCUAGUUGAAUUCCAAAUGAAAAUCCCCUUCCUUUCUUAGUUCAGCAUCAUGUUCUUUUCAUGCUGCGGCUUUUUAUAACCUCAACGCGCUAUUCUGUCAGUUCGUUUUCCCAAGAACUUUAAUUUUGUGAAUUAGCAGACUCCAUCUUAACUUCUUGUUCACUGUUAAUUCCAUAAUUUAUCACUCCAAGAUUUUCAUUUAAUCGGCAGAGCUCUUGGUCCUCAAUCUCACGGUCGUUUUUUUACUAACCACAAUUUUUCAAAAUAUAUUUAAACAUCAGCUAAAAGAUUAACCGAGAUAUAUUGUCUUAGAAUGCAGAAUUCACAUCAGAUGUAUAUGGAAUUCUUUUGACUCAGGGUGUGGAUAUCCAGAAUCGGUAUUUCAGCUAGUCAUUUGUGACUCUCGGAAAAUGGUCAUACCUCCGUCACCUCAACUUCCCAUAGGCAGUAGUUGUGCGGUCCAAUAUUCUUAGAAACAUCAGGGGAUCACUGGAUCUCCACUUGUUUAAAAUAAUAGAACCUUCGUCAAAGUCAUUUAUGUCGGCAUGAUUCCUUUUGGAUUGUUUUUUAAAUACUUUUAUCGUUCGUCUGGUUUUCCCUUUUGGAUUGGUUUCAAGAGCUUGGUGCUUCAAGUGCUGCUGGUUGAACUGGAUGUGGUCUGGACAAUCCCAGUAUGGCCACUUGCGCUCUGUCCAGGUUUUAAAUUUCCGUGCUUUCAGCUUAUGUGUCUAACAGAAAUCUCACAUGGCAAACUGUGGCUCAAUUCUUACCCCUUAUCAGGAUAGAGAGAGAAAGGGAAAAUGUGAGGUCAUUUGGUGGUCAGUGAGCUAUUCAAAAGAGCAAGGAUGCCAUUCUUGAAGAUUUUAGUAAAGAUCAGGAAUGUCUUAUGCUUGUCUUGUUGCUUAUCAGCUUUUAUCAUUCAAGCAUAAUUUACUAACAACGAAUUAUAUUUAAUAUUAUAAAUACUUAGUGUAAUGUUUUAUUCCAUCUUUGUUGCUCCCCGUAAUUUCGAUUUUAUGACUGUCGUCCUUCCACUGCCAAGUCAAACAAAUAUUCAUUUUACAUUUUAAAAAAAUAUUUGAAAUAUUUAACUUACAAGUGUUGUAUUUCAGGAAAACAGUGCCAAAGGCCUUUUGGGAUACUUGCUCUCUAUAAUUCUUAAAAUGGCAUGUCUCAAUAGUGCGUACAAACUAUUGAAAGCCGUCCUGACUUUAUCACAACAUGGUCCGUAUAUUUUUGGUUCAGGAGGCGUCCCUUUUGCAUGUGUAUCCAAUUCGGUGAGCAAGCCAACAACUCAUUUGCAUGUAUCACUGCCAUCAUUUGAAGACAUCAAAUGGAUGUUUUCUCGCACCUUCUAUCAUUUCGAUGUGCAACUUGAAAGGAAUGUCAGCGUGUAAGUUGAUUCUUUUUUUGUGUAAUUCUCAAAUCAUUUAUUUUUUUAUUCAUUUAUUUUAGUCAAAGGUGUUAUUUUACUGUUUUUCGGUUCUAUUUUUUCCUUCCUUUUAUUUUUAUUGAAGAUGGUUUGCUAAUAUUGUUCACCUUAGAUUCUCUGGUAUAAUCCAACUAAAUUUUAUGAAUUUAAACGUUGUUUACCACAUGUGCUUUCUCUGUCGAUCCAAGUGUAUAGGGUCUAAUCUUGGGAUUUAGGAUCAGGAGGUUGUUUGGCUUGAAUCAGUGAAGAUUUGGUGUUAUAUCACACGUUGCAGUUGAUUGACUAGAAUCGCUUUAAGUCUUAUCAGCUGGCUUAGAUCAUUUUUGAAAGGAGAAAUGGGUGUUUUUGCCUUGUGAAUGUAUUAAGUCUUACUUUUAGUUGCCACUGGUUCAUUGUCAUCCAGGAUAUAAAAAUGAAUAUAUCAUAAGAUUGGAGGAUCUACUAUAUGCAUUAUGCACAUUUAAUGAGGGAUGGCUAUUUUUUAUGAAAUAUCUGGGUAGAGUUGCGGUGAAAGUACUCUCUACAUUUUCGUUCCAGCACUAUCUACAUCAAUUUCGAAUGUUCUGAGGUCAUUAACUAUAUAUCCUGUGACAACUAGGGGAACACCAUCACUUUACAUACUUUUAUUUGUAGUAUUAUCAUCAUCAUCUUCAGCAGGAUCAUCGUCAGAUACACAUAAAAAUAUUUUGGUCUUUUUUCUGAGGCACUUGGUGUUGCUCAAUCUCCAUUCUUUGUGACAUCUUUGAGAUAUUUAUAGAGGCAUUCAUAUGCCUAUUUCCCUGCGUAACAAAACUUGGGGAUGACUUGCUGACUCUGAUGGUGACGAGUAACAAAUGAUACACCUUACUGUGUUAAAAUAGUUUUUUUACUUCAAAGGGUGUAAAGCACUCACAUUUCACUUAAGGUGACUGUUCUAUUACAUUUUAUAAAUGAAAGAAAUAGUGAAGAAAAACUCAGGAAUACUUUCUUUUAGAAUGUGUAGGCAACAAUGUUAUGAACUUGGCAAUUAGAGGAUGUGGCUCAGCGGUGUUUCUAUUCCCAUUCUAGCCAAAAUAAAGCAUCGAAUGGGGUAAUUUAGCGUCUUCUCACCACGAAAUCAACUGUAUUUCUUAUUUACCUGAUUCAUCUUUCCUGUCCUCACAAUUCUUUCAAUCUUGAGAACUAAUAGAUUUAAGUGCCUGAAGCUGACUUGGAUGUCAGUUGUCUGAGAAGUGUUGCCAAUUCAUCUGGCAUUCUAGAGUGUUAGUUCUUGAGUUGAGGUUCUGGUUUGGUUUCGGUUCAUAAAAGUAGUUAAAUUGCCUUUCUUGGUCCUCACAUUUAGUUAAAUCCUUUGUCAAAUGAAAGGUAAUAAAUUUGAGCCGCCUUUGUAAUUUGUAUUGUUUGGAAUUUAAUUACAUUAAUCAAACGAGUUAAGAAACUCAGUCUCAUUUCUUGCUCAAUUUUACCUUUCUUUGAUCAACACAUUGCAAAAUUUUGAUUUGUGCCUUUAAGAUCUGUUGGUUGCUUGAAAGCUUUGUUGGUUUAUGUUUACACUCAUCUGCAUAAUAAUAAAUGCUGUGUUACACAUUUGAAAUAAAUCCGCCACGUUUUGAACCUACUGAUUUUAGUAGGGGGUCACAAGUCUGAGCACUGACAUGUUUUGUGUUUCUAUGUACCAUGCAGAUUUUUUAUUGUAUUAUUUGUUGCCUGUAUCUCAUUUGUCAUCAUUGGAGGCUUCCUGUUCUACUCAUACAGGUACACCAUGGCAACUACAUAUUUUCCACUUACUAUGAGACAUUAUGCAUAAUAAACAAUUAUGCUGAAAAAGAAAACUUUUUUUCCUUUUCGAAAUGGUUCUUUUUUUCUAUAUGAUAUGGAUUCAAUUAAACUCAAUGAAUAAAGACAACUGAUAUGGAUUCAAUUAUUUAGGGCAAAGGUCAGUAAUUUAUGCUCUUAUCAUUUACCUAAAUUUUUGCUAGAAUGAUGGGGAUAAAGAAAGGUGGCGGUGAAAAUACAGAUAGAUUAUGCUAGCAUCUGUUAGGGGUAUUUUUUGGGCAAACAAUGGCAAUGUCAUGCUGAACGUUAUGUUCGACUGUUUUGCAUGUUAUACUGAUUCCGCUUGCUAGCUACUAGGUAUUAAUAGUUCAAGAACAACCAAUUAGGAUUUAAUGGAAAAUAAGAAGCAGGUACUUAUAUUUAUUAGACAUUGAGAGGAGAAGAAGCGUUUACAUUACUACUAAAAACCUUAUAUGUGAUAACUAUGUACUAUAUCAUUGUGGUGUCCAGCAUGGGACUGAAGAAAUCAUGUCCUUGCUAAAAGAAAAAGUUUCUUCCUCUCUUUCGACAGAUUCUUCUGUCUGAAGGGCAUUGGCCUUAAAAACAUGCAUUCUCCUUUGAUUCUGCAUGACGUGAAGGGUCAUGAGAUCCUUCAUAUCAAAUGUCCUUAAAUCAACUGGGGGGGAAGUUUUUGGACUCAAUUUGCCACCUAAUGCCUAGUAGCUCUAGAUAAAAUAAAUGAGUUAACCCCCUAAUGCAUUCUCCUUGCUUCUCUUUCGAAAGCUAUGCGUCUGUCUAAGUCACUGAUAAUCAAUAUUCUGUAAAUGCUUCAAUUUCCUCUUUUAAGCUAUGAGUCAUCGUUGCCCUUGUCAUAAUUUAACUUGAGUCCAGUGCUUCCUUCUGGUCAUUUUUAUGUUAGCAAGAGAAGCAUGUGUAAGAUUAAUUCCCUAUUUGUUCUGCCUAAAAGGCUUUGUGGCUCUUGGCUGUUUUGUAACAGUGGGAUCUGUUUCCUUCCUAAAAUAUGUGAAUUAAUCCCUAAAAUAUGUGAAUCAAUACAUCAAGUUCUAUUAGUUUGCUUUCUUCAUUUUCUAUCUGCUCCAUCCAGAGCCUCUUUGAAGAUAGCAAUCUUUAACAAGCUCUUGCAUCACUAAUUUAGGAAAAAGGAAAAAUCUCUGGAAGACUGUCUCUGGGAUGCAUGGGCUUGCCUUUGCUCAGAAUCUACUCAUCUAGAAGUAUGAAGUUUCUUCAGAUACAGGUUCUAUGAUUUAUAAUUUAUAUUUGGUGAGAUUGAGGUUUUUGACAUUUGUGCUUUUAUACCAGCUAACAACACGUUUUGAACGUAUUAUUGGCCUUAUCCUUGCUGUGUGGGGAAUAGUAUUUUAUUCACGCUUGUUGAGUACAAUGACUGAACAAUUUAGAGUAAGUCUUUCCUUACAAUUUAGUCAACUGUGCUUCAAUGAUAUUGGAAGAAUCUUGUGUCUCUAACAAGUAUUUUCCUCAGUACAAUAUGAAAAAGAUCAGGGAAGGCGCUCAAAUGCAAGCCAUGGAGAGUGAUCAUAUUAUUAUUUGUGGGAUAAAUAGUCAUCUGCCUUAUAUACUCCAGCAACUAAAUAAGCAUCACGAGUCUGCUAUUCGAGUUGGUACUGCUACAUCGAGGUAUAUACUGUUUUCCAAGCAGUUUAUAUUGCUUGUAAAUUAAUAUCAGAUCAACUAGUUGCAAGUUGGUGAGAGGCCUAUGAAAUAUUUGUAUCUGAUACGAAUAUUGUAAUUUUAAGGAAGCAAAGAAUCGUCAUCUUGUCUGAUCUUACAUGGAAGCAAAUGGAGAAGCAUAGAGAUAACGUUGCCAAAGAUCUGAACUACAUUGAUGUUAUAAACAAAAGGUAACAUAAUUCAGCUCUUCUUGCAUCGUUGCCUGCAAAACAAUUCCUGUGACUUUGAUGAGAUGCAUUAAGAGCGAAUGUUGGCACUUUUCAUCUGGCCUAGGUCAUAGUGCAAACAAAGCUGGUCAAAACCUCUAGUAAUACUGUUUUUUCUUAUUUUGGAAUUUGCAAUAUUUUAUAAUCAAUUUCAUGAUUUUUUCGAUUAGUUUUCUGUUUGUGCAUAUUGAUGUGAAUUUGACAGCAAUCUGUAAUUUCUUUCGAAACUUUUGGAAACUUUCGAGUAUAAUUUAAAUUAUUUUCUUCUUUAAAAUGAUUUUUUUUUUCUAGUGGAAGUAGAAAAAUGUGGCUGUACUACCUCAAAACACAAGCAUAACUGGAGUCGGAAGUAAAUCACUCCAGUAAAUUCUAGUUUUUUAAACCUACUCUUGCCUUCCUCCUCUUUUUCAAAUAGUGUUAGAAAAAAAAUUAUAAAUUGAAAAUAAUUUCUUUGGACAGUAUUAUAUCUUACCAUCAUGACAUAAUUUUAACUCUCUUCUAGUUUAGUAGUAAGUAUUUUGUGUCUUCUGGAUAUGAGAAAAGUUUUCUGCACGAUAUCAAAAUAAAAUCAUAACAGGAGUCGGAACUGAAACUGCGAGGACAGAAUUCUUGUUAUUCACACUUUUUUCUGUCCUUAUUUUUCUUAUAAAUAUAUUUUUUAUUUCUUAGAUGAUGUACGACAAAUUUAUAACUGUUUUGGUAGGUUUCUUAUUGAUUACACUACUUUUAUUUUAAAAUAAGUUUUAAAACUCAUACCCUAAGGAUGUUGCCCUUUUUGAAUGAUAGUUUCGUAUACAAUUGAUUAUUUGUUUUGGUUUCGUUCUCUAAAUGAAGAUGCACAACCUAAAAAAUGUCAUAUAUUUCAUACGCAAGUCAUCUUACUUUUGAAUUUCAUGUGUUCCAUUAGUGUUGUCAAUGGGCCAGUAAAGGCUAGAACACAGUUUUAUCUGAUGUUUGGCCCAUUAAUCCUGCCUCAAAACAAGAAUAAACCCCUCCUGCCAUCUUGCUAUCCUCGGUGGUGGGGUUCGAUCUUGUAGUCUAACAUGGUUUUACCACCGACACCCACGUUUCAAAGCCACCCCACCCCAACCCUCCUUGGCAACAUACACAAAACAGUGUUACCCACUCUGUUUGGUUACAUGUACCUCGCUCCCACUUGUGCUUCCUAUCUAUGGCACAUCGAAACAAUACCACUUUUCCUCCAGCUGCUCCUUAACAGUAUCUGCUCCCUUACAUGGCCGUCUCGAAACCUCAUUCCGGUGCCCCCUCUCUCCCACCAUCACUGACAUGUUCCCUACCGUUUCCCUCUACAUGGGCACACCCCAGAAACCAUCGCCAGGAAUGACGGUUGUCAGGCCUGGCCUGAUUCGGCCUCUUAGUGUUCUUGGGCUUGGGUCAGGCUUGGCAGGGCACCUCUAUGUGUGAUUUUUUUUUUUUGGUGCAGUACUUCUUCCAAAAAGGAAGUUAUUGUCUUUUAUUUUCGGAUCAAUUGUUUUCUUGAAAACAAAUACAUAUACCAAACCUGUCAUCAUUUCCUCUCUGUUGCCUGCUUUGAGAAUGUCAGUUGUCUGGUUCAGCCUUAGUAUUUUGUUGUUGGUACUGAUCAAUAAAUUUUAAAUAAUAUUUUAAUUGCUAUUUUUUAGUGUGCAGUAAGAUUUAGUUAUUAACGACUAUCUGUGGACAUCUGGGUCUCUUUUUAUGAGCGUCUUCCAUUAAUACUGAGGAUAUCUGACCUUUGACAUUUUAAGGAUUAUUAUAGGCGUAGUUUCUAAAGGGUCAUUUUGAUAAACAUUUAUAUUCAUGAAAGUUUGGAUACGUUGAGGUUCCUAUUGUUCUGUUGAUAUUGUUUUGGGCAUGUGGCUUCAACCUCUUCCUACUGCCACUCACUGAACCUGCCAUUGUUUCACCUUGCUUUUGAUUCUGCUCCCUGUCUGUCCCAGUUCUAUCUACUGCGUCUGACACUACCUGCAGCUCCUGGUGCCACAUUCCUCUCUUCUUUUGCUGCUGCUUCAGAAUUCUUGAUCAUGUCCUGUGCUCAAGUUUUGAUCUUGCUUUUUUCUCAUUUUCCACUUCUCCUUUAGUCCUUUCUCCUUCUGACCACUCUUCUUAUUGAGUGGAAUUCAUUAUCUUUGUCCUUGUAUUUUUCUGGAUCCAUCUAGUUUAUGCCUUAGUUGGAAUUGAAAUUAUGGGAAAAUCUACAGAUGCAAUGUGCUAUCAUGGUAUAUCUUAUGAACUUGGUGAAUAUGAUUCCGCUUCUUUGACAGAAACGAACACCGGUUUGUCUUUUCCUUAUAUUGGGGGUUUCCCCAGUUUCAGCGGUUUGACUACAAGUAUGUCGACUAACUCUUGAACUUACUAUCUUCUGUCUGCAGCUGCAGUCUUAACUUGACAAAAUCUUUUCAACGAGCUGCUGCAAACAGGGCACGUUCUAUCAUUAUAUUACCUACAAAGAACGACAGGUGAACUCUAACUGUCUUGAGUACUGGGAUGUGAAAUAUAUUUGAUGGAUGGACUAGUUGCAAUCUUUUUAUGUGCAUUGAUGCCGAUACUUGUUUUGGUUAUACACCUGGUAGUUGUCUUUACAGAUAUAUUAGUGAUUGGUGUAGUGCUGGAGAAAAGUGAUGCAAUUGCAAAAAAAAAUGGUUGUCGUUUCAAAUUUCAAGCCAUUUAAAGCCAUUUUCAUGCUGAAAAGCCAGGGUUUUUUUAAUCAUCUAACUUAUUUACUCAGGUACGAAGUUGAUACGGAUGCUGUUCUUUCUGUACUAGCCCUUCAAUCUCUCCCUCGAAUGGCGUCCAUACCAGCUAUUGUUGAGGUGUGUUUCUUGCUGCGUGCUAAAAUGGGAGCCAUGUUUGUUCAAGAUGUUAGUGUGCAAAAAUGACAAAAAGUUUCACUCAUCCAUUCUUACUGAGAGUAUAAGGACGGUAAUGUGUAUCACAGUGAAUUUUAGAUUAUGAAAACAAAAAGACUAUCGAAAACUAUAUUUUUUUUCCAAAUUAUGGAGAUAGAAAAUUCUUACGCAAAGCCAAGAUUUAUUUUUUCAAGUUUGGGUCAACUGGUUUUUAAGAUUGCAUUCUGAUUUCCACGGUUCUUGGCACAUUUUUUGUACAUCUAUGUGCGAUUACCAUACUCAUGUUUGCCAUUUAUGGUUUUCGGUACCUCUAUAACUGCAUUAUCUGUGGAAAAACAGAUACCUUAUUUUUUGUAUAUUUUAGAAACACUUCUUUCAUUAACGAUGAUUCUUCUGGAUUCGAAUGAAGGUAUCAAACCCGGAAACAAGUGAUCUUUUGAAAUCAAUCUCGGGCCUGAAAGUUGAACCUGUUGAAAUGGUUGCGUCAAAGCUGUUUGUUCAGUGUUCUCGGCAAAAAGGGCUCUUAAAUAUUUACAGGCACUUGCUUAAUUAUCAAAGUACACUUCCCUUCUUAAAGAAGUUCUUUGAUUACCAUAGUAAAUAAUAUAUAUCAGGAAGGUGUGAUGCACCUGACUAUGUGCUUACAGCUUGAUACGUAGCUGUACCUGGAAUACAACUCGUUUCUGAAGUUAUUUUUUAGUAUUUUUCAUGGCAUCAUUUGGUAUGGAAUUUUAGAAUACAAUCCUGAUUGUAUGUUUUUUUUUGUUAAAACAGAAAAUGUAUUCAAUCUCUGCAGCUUUCCGGAUCUUGUAGGGUUAAAGUAUGAGCACGUGAGACGUGGACUAAAGGAUGUAAGAAACUGCCAUUUUGUGACUAUUUGUUUGGUACGUUACUUAAGGGUUUAUAUACUAAUGUUUCGUGCAGGUGGUGGUAUGCGGCCUUUAUAGAAGUGGGAACAUCUACUUUCAUCCAAAUGAUGAUGAAGAGAUGCUCCCCUCCGAUAAAGUGUGUAAGAUCUUUGGGUUGAUACCUGAAAAUGAAAUGAAAUUUUAUUUACUUUUAGAUGGCUGCCCUAAAUUUCUGAGAUUUCAGAACCAUUUUUUCUCAUGUUUGUGGAGGUUUAUGUUCAAUAAUAGGCAAUGGUAGGGUAGUUUAAUCAAGUUUAACCUGAAUUAUUGCUUGCCGAUCCUUUUAUCUUUGGAGUAUACAGAUCCUCGGGUAUAUGGUUUCUUUCUGUAAUAGGAUAUCUCCAAAUGGCUUCUUUCGGCAUCUUCCAACCCAUAAUGACGGCAAUUCUCACCACUCUGACAGCUUCAGCACAUCACUAUGACAACAUCUUUUGAUUUCCCUCUGUCACCUGGUCCUAAAAAUGUUAAGGACUCACGACGGGAUGUGGUUCAGGUGGCCAAGGUGUUAGAGAAAUAUAUUUCAAUCUUUUGCAGAGCUUUCAAGUUAUCACCAGUAUUGAAUGUCACAAAUUAAUUGUAAGAACUUGUCUUCAGGUUAUAGAGUGGCUUAUUUGAUGAGAUUUGUAGUUGAUGUAAAAAUAACAAAGGGAAGCUGAAGCAGAUGUAAACAACGUAGUGAGAAGGCAGAAAAAGACAUUAAAAAAUCCAGAAAAUUAAGACUUGUGACCGAUGGGAACAUAGCUUAGCAUGAAAGAUUUAGUGAACAUGAGAACAUUUUCAAUGGGAAGAGUGAAAGCAAUAUAUGCCAUCGCAAAAACGACGAAAUCGUGUUGGCUCAUUUUUAAGAUAGUUAAUGUCAUUGAAGUCCUACUCAGAUUCAAUUUAGUACGAGUAGAGUAGGCUCAUAUUUAUAAUCAUAGGUUUAUUUUUGGGUAAUAAAUAGAGGAUUACUCCAAUUACAUUUCUUCAUUCGUAUGCUGGUUUUUGUGUGCAUGUGGGUAAUAUGAGUACAGACCCAGAGCAAUCAUCAUCUCUGAUUAAGUUAUUGAGCCAUUCAGCUUCAAAUUAAUUGGCAAUGAGUGGAGUAUCAUCGCACUUAGUGGUUUACUUUCUUAGGAAGUGAGACAUCAGAGUUAGUAGUUAAGGUCUUGUUUUUGGGGCUGAAACCUUGAGAAGAAAAAGGAUUAUCCUCAUAACUGAGUAUAUUUCAGCUGCCGUAUUCUUUAACCUACUCGACCAAUGAAGAAAGUGCUGAGAUACACGGAGGUCCACUAAAGUACUAAGAGUGUAGAGAUGGACAUAGAUAGACGAAAGAACUGAAAAGCGCUUGGAUAACGAUGGAAUUAUAUAAUACUAUUAAAACUUGACAUGGACAAGUAGAAAGAAAGUACACAAGUUUAGAAGGCUUUGUUUUAUCUUAGCUGAAAGGUUGGUAAUUGUUUGAAAAUUCUAGGAGUCAAGAGGGAGCCUAGAAUCCGAGAUUUGCAAGACCACCUCGAAAUUAAAGAGUGGAAUAUAGCAAAAUAGCGACAAGAAAAAUAUAAGAGGGAAAUCAAAACUAUCAUGAUGAAGGUUCUGAUUGAAAUUCAACAAGAUUUAGUUUAACUGAUGAAGAGAUUAAUCAACGGUAUAAGGAUCUUAUAGGGAGUUAUAAGAGUGAAAUAUACAGCUCAGCCAAACUGCAUAAGGACUGGUGCAAAGCUUGACCUUUUUCGUGCAUGAAAAAGUCUACGGUAUGCCUACAUGUGUCACUUAUUAAAAUUCUGGUCAAAUAAAUGGAUGGAUAAUUUUGAGCAUACCGUGUAUUUCGUCUGUGAAAUUUGUUGUUUUGAAGAAUAACAACUUAUUCAGUCGUUUAGUUGGAGAGGCCUCUGCCGAGGGUUCUCCAUUUUCCAUCCUCUGAGUUGUUGUGGUUACUCUGCUUGCAUAUUGCUGGGAGGAUGAAGUCACCGCGUGUUUCAGUCCAAUGUACAUGUUACUCAUCGGUGAAAUGUGGAUAACCGUAGAGUAUGUUUAUUCUAGAAUGAGGGAACUGUGUUCAAAUAGAUGCUUAAAUAUUUGGUGGAAGGGGUUGGGCUGACUCUAACAUCGCACUCAUUGGAGAGUUUUUGUCACGCCUUUAGGGGCAAAGUUCGUCGCAGGAGUGAGUGCUGUAUAAUGGAGGUAGGAAGACCUUAGUGUUGCAGUUUCUUGUGAGCUUUUGGCAUGGAUGGUAAAAACCAUCAAGCGAGAAGGGCAGUGAUUGAGGAUGUGUGAGAAAAAUAUUAUGGAGCCUGAGUAUAAGGUGUCAAAGCUGAGACAUCAUGGAAUCUAUCCUUUUUUGUGGAUAGCUUUUCUUGAAUUUCAGGCGUGAUGUUUGGAAGAUGUCUUAUCAAGCUAAUUUAGAAAAUUAUAGCCAUGAACAUAUGUUAUGAAAACAUAGGAAAUGUGAAAAUAUUCUCACUUCCUACAGAAUCCGCCCGAAUGUUAUGCAAUAGAGAUGAUGCAUUACAUGCAGCCGGUGGAUAAAUGAGAAUAGGUGGAAGUUAUAUCACUGGGAGAGAUGGAUUUAAUGGAAUUGAUGUAUAGAGGUCCUUACAUUGCAGGACACCUCCACAGCAGUGGAACUCUUCUUUUAAGUCAACAUAAAUCAUGUAUUUUUCCUGCUGAGAGAAAAAUCAUUCAUCAACAUUCUCCUUCAAAGGUGAAAUUACUUCAAUAGAGGAUGAACAAUAUGGGAGCUGCCGGCAUAUUCCUGCUUCCAUCCGCAUGAUAGUUCUUGGAAUGCAACUGCAAUGACUCAGUAUCGGGGGAGAUAUAUGACAAGGUUCUCAAUGCAUGACAUCAAAUAGUUAUGACUGUCUUAUUAUUUAAUGGCAGAGAAGGUGGAAUCCACAAGAAGGUCCAGAAAGGAAAUUAUCUGGUUCUUCAUCUCUGUGAGGAGUUGAUGCAAUGGCUUUCACCAUGGAGAAAACUUUGAGUGGGCAAAGUUUAUUCGUCCCUGGGGAACACUCAAGUGGGAUGGAUGAGCAGGUAAUCAAUAUGCUAAAUAGAAGAGCUUGCGGGAGCUCUGUGCUGGGGAUGUCUUUCAAUGUAUGUGUACCAUUUUUAGUUUUUGAAUAUAAUGUUGGAUAUCGUCAGCCAUGUAACAAUCAUAAGCCAUUUCUAUCAACAAGUUGUCAGCCAUUUUCAAUGAAAUAAAAAAACAUGGCAAAGACUGUCUGAGCAUGCUCGGCUUUAACUAGAAGAAAUUGAAUCCUUCAGGAAAGGCCGACUGACUGAAUAUUUUUCUGUUGCAAUUGGUGUGCAUCUCAGGAUGCUUAGGUUUACUAUCGACUGUUUAAGCCCUGUUUCUCAUCUUCCGUUUUAUUUCGUUUCCAUGCUAGUGUUGCUCUUUGUUAAUGGCAGAAACGAUGCCGUUUCUAUUGAUUGAUGGCAGAAACGAUGCUAGUGUUUGUACAUGACAUCCCUUUCCGAAAUGAUUGAUGUUUAAUGAUAAAUUACAUGAAGAAGAGAAUUAUGUAAGAUAAAAUAUUGGGAAUUCAAUAACACAUGUUUCUGUGGUUAGUAUUGGCCUGUAGCACCUGUUGAUUUUAAUAACUCUUCAAUUCCCAUUGAAGUUGUUGUUCAUAGCACCUGUUUAUGGAAAGAGAAGGCCAGAUUUUUUGCCGUCAGACAACCUACAAGAAAGUCAAACAACACAAGAUCUGGUGUCUCAACGAAAGAAGUUAUUGUCAGACAAAUCGUUUGAAUCGAGAGAAACCCGUCUUGCAAAUAUAGUGAAGCGUCCCUUGAAGUCAAUUUCAAAGGUAAUCUUUUUCCCUGAAGAGUGUGGACAGGAUUCUAUAUGGCGAGGUAUUUGAUAUCGAAGACCUUGCAGACGUCGGAUCGGAAUCUAGGACCAAGGGAGUGUGUUCUUAUUCUGGGAUGGCGAUCAGGUGUUCAAGAGAUGAUUCGAGAGUAUGACAAUUAUCUCGGUCCUGGCAGCAUACUGGCACGUCCCACUUCCUUGUCAUUUUCUCUUAAACGUGGAUUAGCUUACAAUAUCCAUGUACAUUGUAUGUUAUCUUCAUCUAAUCUUAGAGAAAAAAAGAUGCCAUCGGCGUCUUUUAUGAAAAUGAUUCUGGAACCUCUUGGAACGUUUUUCCCAGUAUUUUCACCAUUUUUUUGAUAUUAGUAAGUAGUAAAUUUAUCUUUUAAUUAAUCUACUCCUAGAAGCCAGUUUUCAAAACAAAAAAAAAAAAAAAAAAAUCGCCGCAGUUUUUUUAGAUAAAUUAUUUUCAUCAUUAUCCAAAAUUUGCAUAUGAUAACUUGGACCUUGCAUUUCUUCUGAUGUUGAGGAACUUAAUUUCAGGGCAAAUUGCAUUGAAUUUUCCAAUGUUUUUCAUUAGGCCGACUCUGUUCAUGCACAUUUGGUCAAUAAACAUAAGUCGUAUUUUUUCAAAUUUUCAUGAAAUGCCACUUCAUAUAUUAUGAUCCAGUCAUUAGAUAGUUUCUACUGUCUUGAGAUAUUGGAUGUCUGGUUAGUUUUUAUUACUGUCUAGAAAAUGAUAAUUCAUCAUAACUGAACUCUUAGGCAGAUAGCACAUAUACCCUACAGAUUUGAACCUCUUUAAUGGGAAUAAGACAUGUUACAAUGUGCACCUGACUGGUUUCAAUUGAUGUGUACUUCAAUUUCCUACGUGGGUUGGUUGUCAGUCUGUAAAACUCAGCACUCAGCUGCUCAGCUACGUUCUAGAGAUAAAACCCCAUCAUAAUUCUUUCCAAUACCGCUACCAGCAUCUUAAUAAGUUGAAACUUUGAUGUUACUCCUUGGUUUCAUCUCAUUUUCAUUGUGUAUCUGACUGUUCCAAAUGUCUUUUUGCAGCAAGUACUAUCCGUAGCUCCUAUUGCUGAGAGGAUAAGCUCAGAAAGCUCUCCCAUACAAAAUGAACUGAAACAUAUUAAGGUUUUGCAUAAGGUCAAUUUCUAUGCCUAGUUGUUGAACUAACCGAUAUACAACCUAUCUGAGCGAUUUGUUUUCAUUUACCUGUACUUCAAUCUUAUCUAGUCCUUAGUCGAUCUCUCAUGAGAAAAUUCAUGCAUUUCAGGUUGGGAACCCAAUGAACUAUCACGACCUAAAGGAAGCAAUAUUGAAUAUCCGAAUGUCCAUGAAGGGUGCCCAAGAUGUCCCUUUGACAAUAGCGAUAAUAUCCGACGAUGAAUGGCUUGUUGGAGGUAAAAACAUAUGAAACCAGUAAUGCUAGAAGUGUUUUUUUCUAUGACGUAUACUUCUCUUCAGAUCCCUCAAGAACGGACAAGCAUUCGGCAUAUACACUUCUUCUUGCUGAAAGAAUUUGCACUAAGCAUGGGAUUAAGGUUAGUGGCAUAAUAAAUUUAAAUAAUUUAUUAUUUACUCCAUACUUAUAAUUUUCUUUGCUUCCGAAUCCUCAAAGAAUCCACACUCAUCAUCUUGGAUGGAUGUUCAUAGUUAACCCAUGAUCUCAAAUCACUAGAAGGGUUGAAGAUCACUGUUGACAGUGGCCAUUAAUAGUAGAAUGGCUUGCGACUGUCUGGAUGACUAGGACUGUGAUUGUAAUCAUCUAGAAGAGUAAUUGUUUCUAAUCCUUGAAAGUAAUGAUAAUGCCUAUCCAACUGAUUUACUCCCAUGAACGUUGACGUUGCCCCCUUGUCCUUGCCUAUCGUGACAAGCUGAGUAUUAUAUCCAUGAUAGUUACCUUAUUAGAGUAGAUGAUGAGAGAUGUUUUUUCCUUUCUAGUUAUUUUUUGGUUUUCUUUUAUAAUAACAUAGUGCAAAAGAGGUGAGUCAAUGCAGUAAAGAUUAGGAGAUGGAUAUGGUGCACCGUUUUAAUGCUUAUUAUUAUAUUUAUCAACUCUAGAAUAAUCGUUCUUCAACUUCAUAAGUGGAAAUAAGAAAAUUCAACCUUAUCUUAUACAGUUCAUGCAUCUUUCUCCCACGGAAAACCUUUGAGCACUUGCAAGGCCCUAAUUCCAUGUCCACCACCAUAAUCUUCUUAGUCCUGCCGUUGUCUGCUGGAAUUCUCACAUUACCCUUUCUACUAGCACCAAAUGAAGAGAGUUGAUCAAGAACACAGAACUGGUUUCAUCAAAGUUUCCAUUGAUCCGUUUCUACAUUUACUCCCUUUUAAGAGAGCUGUGUGACAAGCAUUGUGAAUGAUGUGGUUGACCUAGAUAGCACAUGCUGAAAUUAUAAAGAUAAGCUCGUAAUUUGGUCCUAAAUCCACCUAAAUUCUCAUUUACUUCUUCUUAUAUCACCUGGCACAUAUCCUAUCCUUAUCCGAUAUAAGAUUGGACUUGUGGUUGUCCUCUGUUCACGCCAUUGGCUGGAGGCCUUGUCCUAAUCAUAUCAACCACUUCUGUUUCCUAUAUCAUUUUCUUGAUCUCAAUGUCUCAAAAGAGGAUGGGAGUAUUCAACAGUAGCUAUCAUUUGGUUUCUAUUAAAAUUUGUCUUUCCCUUGGUACUUUGACCAUGCUCCAUGGUGAGGCCCCUAGUUUCCAUUUUAAGCCAUUUGUCUUCUUUGUUUGUUUGUUUGUUUUUUUGUUGCAAAGGUACUAGUCUUGCUCAAAUCCAUCGUUAUCCUUUUCUAGAUGUUUCUAUGUAAAAGAGUGAGGGUGUUUUUGAAAAUUUAUCUAAGUUUCCUUCCUAUAUUAAAGGGUGUAAGAGUUGAAUGGAAAUUGAGGCGAUUUCCGCACUGAGGUUGUCGUUUGGAUCAUAUGAUGUACCUAUUUGGGUCAGACAUUUGGAGAAAUAAGUAAAACCUUGGAAAUCGUUCUUGAGGAACUCCUCCAACAUCUUCACUAUGAAGUUGUCAAGUUUUCUCAUUUCUAUAGACUGGGAUUUAAUAAUGUCUGGCAUGUUUCAGUGCUUUUGCAUCAUCAUGAUUAGCCUCCAUCAAAACUUGUGAGUUUUCUCUUUACAAUACAAGUAGACGAACUAUACAUCAUAUGAUGAUGACUCUAUAUUGGAAACAUGCUUCUUGCAGGUGGCGAACAUGGUUGCUGAAAUCGUAGAUACCAAACUAGGCAAACGAGUAACUAUACCAUUCCUUCCUUCCUCCAAGCUCAUUUAGAAAGUUACUACCCAGUUUUGGGAUUGUAUUGAUCAUGAUUUCCUGACUCUGCAGAUUAGUAGAAUCAAGCCAUCGCUCUCAUUCAUUGGUUCAGAGGAACUAAUGAGUCUCGUGACCGCCCAAGGUCUGCUACCACUAUCUUCACCAAGAACAUGCAAUCUUUCAUUAGUCACUCUCGCUAUUUACGCAUUUCUAUUAAAUGACAGUUGCUGAGAAUUGUGAGCUGAACAAGGUGUGGACUGAUAUUCUUAAUGCCGAAGGAGACGAAAUAUAUGUUAAGGUGAGUAUCUAGAUUCAAGCAACUGAAGUAAUCAGUGAGGUUAUAAUUUCCUCUUAAAAAUGCUGUGUACUCUGUAGCUCAUCAUCUAGGGUUUUCGUUGACUUGAUGGCUACAUUGAUUUCAUAGGAUAUCGGGCUCUACAUGACGGAAGGAGAGACCCCAUCCUUCUAUGAGCUUUCUGAGAGGGCGGUCUUGCGCCGUGAAGUCGCCAUUGGCUAUGUAAAAGAUAACAGGAAGGUAACCUUACUAAAUUUCCAUGAUCUUCUUCUUCACCAUAUGCAUACAACUAUAUCUACUCUAAAAAUACCUCAUUUUACACUGCCUUGGCAGGUUAUAAACCCCCAAAACAAGCUGGAGCCUCUUAAUCUUGAGAUGAGUGAUUCCCUUGUAGUGAUAUCUGAGCUUGAAGGUAGCUCGACGACCGCCAUUUAA
This is a messenger RNA of Spirodela intermedia, 20285 nucleotides long. Lineage: Eukaryota; Viridiplantae; Streptophyta; Magnoliopsida; Alismatales; Araceae. The record is from the annotation of a GenBank genome assembly.